Messenger RNA from Xiphophorus hellerii (green swordtail), 3345 nucleotides. It is a transcript of the gene cnga4, whose product is annotated as cyclic nucleotide gated channel subunit alpha 4. The transcript is spliced from 6 exons. NCBI's taxonomy places the organism in Eukaryota, Metazoa, Chordata, Actinopteri, Cyprinodontiformes, Poeciliidae. The record is from RefSeq and is a predicted model, not a curated record. Bases 380 to 2437 code for a protein of 685 amino acids. Gene Ontology annotation, biological process: monoatomic cation transmembrane transport. Gene Ontology annotation, cellular component: intracellular cyclic nucleotide activated cation channel complex; plasma membrane. Gene Ontology annotation, molecular function: intracellularly cAMP-activated cation channel activity; intracellularly cGMP-activated cation channel activity; cGMP binding.
CGAGACAAAGACGUACUUGUGUGAAGUAAGUAAGCCAUGUGUUGGCAGUUUAACAGCUUUCCUGUUUUGGAUUAUGGAGUGAAAUGAUCACAGAUAAUCUCUCACCCAAGUGGAUUAGAAGACUUUUUAAAGCCAAUAGUUACAUUAAAUUUGAAUUAGGAGUAUUAGAUCAAAAGGGGUCGAUUAUAAAAUGCAAGCCAAAUUUUUUAAAACGUUGCCUCUAAAGUAGUUGAGCACUUGUAAUCUUUUCCUCCAACAACAUCACUUUGCGUUGGUCCGUCUCACACAAUUCUGAAAGGAUACAUUCCACUUUGCGGUUGUACUGUGGAAAAUAUCAGAAGGUAGGGUUACUUUUGCAAUUGUACACUUUGAGUCAUCGAUGUGGAGUCUUGUAAGUCUUUCUGCCUGUUUCUUUCUUCCACGUCACAUUCCUCUCAGCUGGAUAGAGCGGGCCAUUGAUCCUGCAGAACAGUUCUAUUAUGUCUGGUUGCAAGUGAUGAUAGUGCCGAUUGUUUACAACUGCGUAAUCAUCAUUUUAAGGACCUGCUUCACAGCGAUUGGUCUGAGCUAUCUUCCUGUGUGGCUCACGCUGGACUAUGUGUCAGACCUCAUGUACGCUGCUGACAUGACUGUCACUCUGCAUACUGGCUUCCUGGAUCAAGGAAUCCUCAUCAAAGACCUGACUCGCCUCAGGAAGCGCUACCUGCGCUCCAAACAUUUCAUGUGGGACUUAGUUUCCCUGCUGCCCACUGACUUCCUCUACUUUGCCUUUGGCUUUGAGACGCCCUUGGUGAGGAUCAACCGGCUUGUCCGUAUCCCGCGGCUCAAUGAGGCCCUGGAUCGGAUGGAGACAAGAACCUCCUACCCUAACACUUUCCGCAUCAUAAAGCUCAUGAUCUACAUCUUUGUGCUGAUCCACUGGAAUGCCUGUCUUUACUUUGCUCUGUCGAAUUACAUCGGCUUUGGAAGCGAUCAGUGGGUCUACCCCAACAUCACUGACCCGAUGUUUGCCUCCAUGCGGCGCCAGUACUUUUACUGCUUCUGGUUCUCAGCCCAGAUUUUCACCACCGUAGGAGACACCCCUCUGCCAAUCAGGGAGGAUGAGUAUUUAUUCAUGAUUGCAGACAUGCUCAUUGCCGUGCUGGUGUUCGCAUCGAUUGUCGGGAAUGUCGGGAAUGUCAUCACGAGCUUAAGGGACAGAGACAAUGUCUUUUUCCCCAACCACGAGUUGGUCAAAGCAUACCUGCGUAGCCACCACGUUAGCAAGGAGCUUCGACAGCGCAUUGACAACUGGUACCAGCAUCUUCACAUCAACAAGAAGAUUAUGCGGGAGAACGAAAUCCUGCAGCAGCUGCCGUUGCACAUGAGGACAGAGAUCGCCGUCAGCGUCCACCUCCCGACUCUUUCUAAAGUCACCAUCUUCCAGAGCUGUGAGAAAAGUCUGCUGGAGGAUCUGGUUCUUAAGCUCACACCUCAGGUGUUCAGCCCAGGAGAGUAUGUCUGCAGGAAGGGAGACGUGGGCCACGAAAUGUACAUCAUCAAAGAAGGGAAGCUCGCAGUUGUAGCAGAUGACGGCGUUACAGAGUUUGCGGUGCUGAGUGCGGGGAAUUUCUUUGGAGAAAUCAGCAUCCUUAACAUCAAAGGUAACAAGUCGGGUAACCGUCGCACUGCCAACAUCAAGAGCAUCGGCCACUCCGACCUGUUCAGCCUUUCCAAAGAGGACCUGACCGACGUGCUGUCUGAGUUUCCUGCAGCCAAGCGUCACCUGGAGGAGAAAGGCCGGCAGAUCCUUAUCAAGAUGGGGAUGUUGGAGGAAAGGGCCGAGGUGGAGGAGGUGGAGGCUGAGAAGGUUGAGACAAAGAUAGAGAGGCUGGAGAGCAGCCUGGAAGUCCUGCGGACCAAACUGGCCCGGCUCAUGGUGGAGCUGGAGUCGAGCAACAGGAAGACGAGGGCCAGAGUGGAGCAGCUGGAGAUGCGGGUCGCUGUGCUGCACAUUCACCUGCCACCUGGUGAGGAAGGAGGGGAGGGGGGCUCAGGAAGAGAGGACGGGGUCGGAGGAGAAGCUGACUGGGAGCGGGAGGAAGCAGAGGGAGAGGAGGAGGGUGCGGAGGAAAAUGGGGGAAAGCAGGGAGGUAAUGGCGAUAAUGAUGUGACCAAAGAAGGAGACGGUGAGAGCACUAAAAGUACAAAGGAUGAGACUGAAAGAGUGGCGGUGGGGAAUAAAUUUGAUCUGAAGGACUCAGACUGUCUGAAAGGCAAAGAAAGUGAUGGAGAGAAAAUCAUAGAGAAAGGAGACGAAAGACCUGGGAAAGGUGAUGGAGCUGAGAUUGAACCGAGGAAUCAAAAACACGACGGAGAAUCGGUGGACAAGGAAUACCAAAGAAGACUCAGACGAAAAAGGCGCGCAGGGUUCAAAUUAAAAGAAAAUAAAAGUUAAACAUUUUCAGUGUAAGUUAAACAUGUUUAGAAUAGCACAGGGUCAGUGAGAGGAGUAUUUUGUGUGUGUGUGGAGUAUAUCAAGGAGACGCGUCUGUUUUGAAGUCACUAAAAGUUCUGCUGUAAUACACCCAUCUUUCCCUAGAUGGCAGCAUUGCAUCUCCCAAACCAGAAUUGUAGUUUAUGUUAACCUUUCUAACCAUUAUGGAGAUGUGUGAUUUUUCAUGCAUUGACAUAUAUUAUAUAUGUAAUAUAAACAAUUAUUUGACAAGUUGUGGCACAACACUGUUCUUUUUUUAUUCUGCAUUAUGUAUAUCUUUGUUAUUUUCUUGUGAUUAAAAUAAACAUUUAUUUAUUUUCAUUUUAUUACAAAUCAAAUUUACUUCACUGUUUAAAAUAUACCAGUGAAGAAAAUUUACUGUAUUCCCCCCCCCCCCCCCCCCCCCCCCACCCGUCAUGUGUAACGUAAUGUGAUAUAUUUUUCAAAUCUAAAAUUUUGUGUGUUACUUUAGUCAAUGUACUCUUGGUUUGUAUUUCAAAAUAUUUUUUUAAUUGUUAAAUUAAGUUGAGAUAAUUAAAAUUUACUAAACCAAACCAUAUCAUCUCGAGUUUACUUGAUGUUUGUAAAAUUGGGCUGCACCUAUAGGCCCAGUUGGUAGCACUUUUAUCUUGCAGCAAGAAGGUCCUGGAUGGCGUUUGCAUGUCUCCCCCUUUUAUUUUAUUAUUUCUUUUUAAGGAAAAUAAAAGUAAAGUAAAUGUCUAACUACCUUAUUCUGGAGCUGUGAUGUUACGUUCAAGCUGUAUCUAAAACCCCAUAACUAAGAAUUACUUUACAUUUUACAUAAUAAAACGAAAUGAAAUCAAACCAAAAUAAGCCACCUAUUUAUCUUCUGAACUGUAUUUAUUUAG